Molecule: messenger RNA, 850 nt
Organism: Caenorhabditis auriculariae
Lineage: Eukaryota; Metazoa; Nematoda; Chromadorea; Rhabditida; Rhabditidae
Source: the annotation of a GenBank genome assembly
AUGUUGUUUCGUCGAGCAAAUUGUGAGAAAAGAGAAGACGUCCUCCAGAUUUCCUUUGAAGAGUUCCAGAAACCCAUUUCUGAGAAGAAUUCUUGGAUGAAAAGUUUCCUGGAAACGAAGAAAUAUAGACCUACAGGUUACUGGAGCGAUUAGAAAAUAUUUCUUUAUGUUUUUUGGCGCUUUUAAAAGAGUUGUUGAAAGAAGGGAUUUCAAAUCAAAGGUUCAUGUGUUGUUGCUGACUUCUUUGGUUUUUGGAAAAUUCUAGAAAUCAGCUUAAAUACUUUCCGAUGUAUAUGAAGAUCCUGAGUUUAUCAAGAUAUGAAAAGUUCUCCAAAACCUGAAAGUUUUAAUUCUUGCACGCAACUUAAAAAAAAACUACCUUUGAGCAGUAAUUUUUGAAAAAUACAGCUGUAAAGUUCAAAAACUUUUCUAAUAUUCCAAGUUUUUCUUCUGGCAAGUUUUCAAAGAGUUCCAGAGAGAAAAGUGCAAUAUUUUUUGAUUGGCAGGUCCAAGAUUCGAAGACGGUUCUAUCAACUGGCAGUGUUCUUGCAUGGCGGGAGGUUCUCUAGUCGCUCACAGGUAUAAAUUGGAUAAAAUUGCUCGAAGAACUGUUUUUUGAGGUGCGGCCAUUACUUCCGGACGCUUUACACGUGUAUGUCGAGUGAGGAAAAUGCCGACGCCGCCGUCAAAUGUCCCAAUCAGUUUGUGGACUGGGUCGCCUGCAUGCAGAACCUCCCCAGUUCGUUGGCCUGGCCUCACAUUGAUGCAAUGAGUGUUUGUAGCUGAACGACGAGAGCAAAUGCGACAGGCCAUGCUGUCUGAGACGGAACCACUCAGCGUCCAGAAGUAA